UUAUCCUCUCCUAUUUAAAGCCCAAUGAAUCCAUCUCAAUGCGGGUGUCCUAUUACAUGUCGUUAUUGACUUGGAAUUCAUCUGCGACUACAGCCCCAAUAUGCUGCCUUGAAUCACUUAUACCACCGUUAUUGUUGGGCUUGUCUUUUGAUUUUCAACAAUGCCGGCGCCGUCCCUACGACAGCUCUGUACGGCGACUGCUAUCAGAAACGUGAAGUAUUUAAGCGAUAUUGGCAACAUCCCUUAUGCGCUUGCUCGCCCUUUUCUUGUUAGGAUCGAAAGUCCCGAAAGAUUGAGAUCUAUAGAAUCGCAAUCCCCCCAUAUUGCCGACAAAGACGGAGAACUCUGGUUCGACUUCAUCAAACGAGAUAUACCGAAAUGGGAUCAAUACGAACUCCCUGAGCCGUCCGAGUGUUCAUACGAUCUAUACUGCGACCUCAGAGAGCAGAUACAAAGAGCCCUUGACGAAGAUGCGAGAAGGUUGAAGAUGGCCCUCGAUGGGAUCAGUUCCGAGCGAGCGAAGCACAAUACCAAAUUGGUAGAUCGGCAAAUUCGCGAGAAACCAACGGCCAGACAACGGUACGCUCAAUAUGAUCGGAAAAUGGGCGGUAUCGGACCUGUCUUCACAGGGACCUCUGUCAGCCCCUUUGGGCGGCCUCCGCGGCUGCCCGAGGGAAAGAAGAAAAAUAAUAUAUUUACCGCUACAAAGCGAAAUAAUGUUCUCGCCGUCCCAACUCAACACCUCAACAAUCGGGCAUCGCAAAUCAGUCAGGCGCCACGCUCUUUGAUCGAAGAACAUAGGCGUCCAGCAGAGCCCCCGGCCGCUCCUCGUCGAAAGCCCCCUGCGACUCCAGCCUUGAGAGCACCGGGUCGGCCAAGGCCUCAUGGCACAUCCUCUGCCACCCUUGCCGUUCCUCCCUCCUUGCAAGAAAAGGAGGCAAGGUUACGUGCAAUAGCCUCGGGGCAGCGAUCAACUUUGCAUGCCUCAACACCUGCUUCGUCUCGGGCAGAAACUGAAGUGUCUUCUACAGGAUCACGCUCUUCCCAACAAAAUACGCCAAGACCUCCGCCCUCGAGAGGCACCAGGCCUGUGCCUGGGAAUACGCAUUCUCCGGCCAGGACAGGAGUGUCCAGUCCCCCUAAUGGGGCUGGCGCUGUUCCUAGCCAGUCGAAGGCUUCCCCAGAACAAACCCCACGCCCUGCGAUGGUUCGGAAAAGACCGCCUCCUAGUGUCUUUCAUCAACCGAAACGAAGAAAGUUAUGACGGCGUUCUCGAAUAUCGCGACUUCUUACAGUGUUUCAUUCUAUGUGUCAUUACUAUUUCUUUCUUUGUUCUUUUUUUUUUUUUUUUUUUUUUUUU
Molecule: messenger RNA, 1360 nt
Organism: Aspergillus steynii IBT 23096
Lineage: Eukaryota; Fungi; Ascomycota; Eurotiomycetes; Eurotiales; Aspergillaceae
Product: RNA polymerase II transcription factor SIII subunit A
Exons: 3
Coding region: 161-1264 (367 amino acids)
Biological process (GO): transcription elongation by RNA polymerase II
Cellular component (GO): nucleus; elongin complex
Source: RefSeq, a predicted model, not a curated record